Gastrolobium bilobum is the source of this 985-nucleotide messenger RNA. RefSeq names its product peptidyl-prolyl cis-trans isomerase FKBP16-1, chloroplastic. The coding region runs from base 58 to 726 and encodes 222 amino acids. The transcript is spliced from 8 exons. The record is from RefSeq and is a predicted model, not a curated record. Gene Ontology annotation, molecular function: peptidyl-prolyl cis-trans isomerase activity. NCBI's taxonomy places the organism in Eukaryota, Viridiplantae, Streptophyta, Magnoliopsida, Fabales, Fabaceae.
CUUGGCUGGUACAGUGGUCAGUGGUCACGACCAGAACUCUGAAGUUCCAAGUUGAGUAUGGGAGUUUCACCAUUUCGCUUGGUUCCACCUCCAUGUGCUGCUUCUGUGUCUGCAUCUCCAAGCUGCAUGAAGGAUGCAAAUUUCAACUAUGAUGUUUGUAAGAGCUUGCAUAAGAGAGUCUCCACAAUAACGAUGAAAAGAUUUUCAAGAAGGCUGAUUCUUCAGUUUCUGGGUAUUAACCACAUGAUAUGUUAUGCUUCUCCUGCUUUUGCUGCACCAAUUAUGCCAGACAUGAAGGAACCUGAAGUCAUACGGACUUUGAAGCUAGCCAGUGGAGUGAGAAUUCAAGAUAUUGUUGAAGGAGAAGGACCAGAAGCACAUGCUGGAGAUUUGGUUGAAUUCAAUUAUGUAUGCAGGCGUGCAAAUGGAUACUUUGUUUUCAGUACAGUGAACCAAUUCAGUGGAGAAAGUAAACCUGUUAUACUUCCUCUGGAUGAAAAUCAGAUGAUAGCGGGUUUAAAGGAGGUUCUGAUUGGCAUGAGAGUUGGUGGAAAGAGAAGAGCACUGAUCCCACCUUCGGUAGGAUAUGUAAAUGAGAACUUGAAACCAAUACCUGAAGAGUUUGGUCCUCGACGCAGCCUUUUUUCUCAUGCACAGGAGCCUUUGGUAUUUGAAGUUCAACUUUUGAAAAUUUUGAGUCUUCCACCACCAUCUGUAUUUAAUUAAAUUAAUUUAUUAUUUCUCGUGUCAACCUGCAUUUUAAGAUAUGAGAUCCUAUAACCAUUAGAGUACACAUCAUGUUACACUCACAAUGCAAGUGGGUCCCACCAAAAUUUGUGGAGCCCACUUGCAUUGUGAGUGUAGCAUGAUGUAAGCUUCAUCAUGUAACAUAAUAUUCAUAAAUCUCGAGGAGUAUUCAUAAUUUGUAAGUAAUUGGGUCAUUUGCACUUGCUGACACUGCACAAUUACCAUUUUUAAAAUUGGA